UCUUUUUGGCAAAAAAUUCUUGUAAUUUUUGAGUGCUGAGCUCACAGUGCCCGCUCGAUGCCAGCAACACCCAAUUGAUUGACGGGUUGUAAACACAUUUUCCGCUGGCAGAUUUUGUUGUUGUUUCCCUCACCCCCAUUUUCUAGGGAAUGUGUGAUGCUUAAGCCAACAAAACUGCAAAGCAAUUAAUAGAUUUGCGAGUUGUGCCGCUUGCUGCUCACUGGGUCUCCGGCCUCAGGGCCUCGUUGCCUCACCACUCGGGCCAGAAUCCAGAGCUGUCCCAGACAGGAGCAGCCGCUGGCCCUGCAGAUGAAGCCGGCAGCUGGCCCCGCCUUGAGAGCCGCAGCCUGGCUCUCUGGUCGUCCCCAGCCGUCAGGAGCGCCCUACCUGUUAGUGAACAGUCGGGUGCCGGCUGCUGGAAGAAUUAAUUAGGGGCAUGCUGUUUUCUGGGCAGCUCAGAGCUUGGCUGGAAACGUCCAAACCAUUGCUGGGGCCCGUGCUAUUUUAUUUUUACUACAUUUUCUCAGAUUGAAAAAAAAAAUAGACGCUUGGUCACGUUCUUCCAGAGUUUUCUAGCAAGAAGCGAGCCCUGGGCGGAGUCUAGAGUAGGUUUCUGUUUAAACGGUCAGUCGGAGGAGAGGUGUGAAGUGUGGUCUGGCUGGGUUCUCAUUCAUCUAUAUUAGGAGUCCUUCAUCCCAAGAGGGGACAGGGGCGGUCUUAACACAGAUAGAUGAGGCCCACUGCAGCCUGAAGCAGAGUACUGGCUGAGGGCUUCCCCCCACCCCGAGCAAGUAGCUCUCAGCAGUCAGGCUGGACCAAAACGCACCCCUUGUCAUUUGGGCAGGAAUGUGCUUGUGUCUGGUGUGUUUCGUGCAAAGACAGUUAACUCCUCUGGGACUUUUCUGUAUACAGUGGCUGACAAGGGCUUCGGUGAGAGUCAGGCCACCAUAUGUGAGGUUUGGGAAUUUAAAUGCAGCAACUGUGAGCACUAUAACCAGAAUAAUUAAUAACAGAUGAUAUUUAUUUAUUUAUUUUAUUUAUAUUUGCUACAUCCAUUUCAAUAACCUUUGCCCUAUUGGCAAAGAUUAUUUUUGGCGGGGAUCUCAUGCUGGCGGGCUCAGAUUCGUCCAUGAUGUAGCAAACGCCUGGGAAUACACUAGAGUCUGGGAGUCAUAUGUUUCUAGACGCAGCACUCCUAUUAGCUAUAUUUAUUUUAGCUUUUAAAUGAUUACUUCGGGCUUAAAAUAGAUGCUGCCCUCCUAAAAUGAUUGCAAACUGUUGGCCUUGGUCAGAAAAUCUAGCACAACAAAACACUCUGAUUCCCCUGGAAGCCUUGGACAUCCUAGUUUCUGGCUAUUAACUCAUUUAAUUCAUGAUUUCACAUUGUGCAGAUGACUGGGGAGCAGACUGCUGGUUGCCCUCAGAGACCUCCCUCUUGGGCUGCAGCAGUAGGGACAGUCUCCUCUGUUGUAUGCUCAUGGCCUCCUUUAACAACUUGGACAUUUUGGCUGGUCUGACCCAGUAUGUUAGAGCCACCAUUAAACCUUGGCUCUUGGGAAUGCUUGAAAAAGUUCCUCAUUCUCAAGAAGGACACUAAACAAACAUCCUCACAAAUGAUGAGGAGGUACACCACCUUUUUAAUAGUGUGCCCAUCUCUAAACCUGGAACUCUCGUAUUAAUUAAAAACAAAAUAGCCCAGCUUUCUCUGGAGAUCUUGCUAAUGCAAUCCUUUGUGUGUGUGUAUGUGCACGCGCGCAUUUUGCUAGAUAUCUUUUGUUCUUAUAUGUCUCUAACCCACACACCCCCCUUUUAAUUUGUUGCAGGUGUUGCUGCUAACGAACGCAGCCUCGCUCUUCUCCCUUUACAAUGAAAGCCAGGCCAGAGCCCACGUACCUGGAGGUAGUGAAAGCUGAAGCCUCAGGAAUUUCCCAAUAAGUGGCCAAUGGCUACUAGCCAAGGCUGGAGGGCCGUUACGCAGUCGUGUUGAGCACACCACACAUUGAGGGCCCUUUAAAGACCUGGAUUGAUUGGAAGGACAAAAAUUAAAAGCAAUCUGAUCCAGUCCCAUGACGGAUCCCUUUGGAUUUCCUCCUUAUCCCAUUUCCAUCCACUGUCACAAUUUGAGAGUCUGCCCAAUUUGAUCAGCUUCACCUCCAGGGGAAGUGUAACGCCAAGGUUAGGAGGACGCCAAGUUACAGGCAACUUUUUGAUCUGCCCAUCAGCAGCCUGAGAAACGCUGGCUCUGGAUUUUCCGUAUCGGCCAUUUGGAAAACACAAGCUUCCACCAUUGGCAAACCUGCAGUGCUCAAGUCUGAUACAUCCCAGCCACCGUUGCCUAGUAGAUGUAGCAUUUCCAUGCUGAAGCCCCGAGUGCCCCCUGACCCCACCACCACCUCUCCAGUGCCCUUCUGGGCCCCACCCAUUCUGACUGUACAGCCAUGCUGCACCUGCUGGCCCUCUUCCUGCACUGCCUUCCGAUGGCCUCUGGGGACUAUGACAUCUGCAAAUCCUGGGUGACCACAGAUGAGGGUCCCACCUGGGAGUUCUACGCCUGCCAGCCCAAAGUGAUGCGUCUGAAGGAUUAUGUCAAGGUGAAAGUGGAGCCCUCAGGCAUCACGUGCGGAGACCCCCCUGAAAGGUUCUGCUCCCAUGAGAACCCCUACCUGUGCAGUAACGAGUGCGAUGCCUCCAACCCCGACCUGGCCCACCCACCCCGGCUUAUGUUUGACAGGGAAGAUGAGGGACUGGCCACCUACUGGCAAAGUGUCACGUGGAGUCGCUACCCCAGCCCACUGGAGGCCAACAUCACCCUCUCAUGGAACAAGAGUGUGGAGCUGACGGACGAUGUGGUGAUGACUUUCGAGUAUGGCCGGCCCACUGUCAUGGUCCUCGAGAAGUCCCUAGACAAUGGCCGCACCUGGCAGCCCUACCAGUUCUAUGCGGAGGACUGCAUGGAGGCCUUCGGCAUGUCUGCCCGCCGAGCCCGAGACAUGUCACCCUCUAGUGCCAACCGGGUACUCUGCACGGAGGAGUACUCACGCUGGGCAGGGUCCAAGAAGGAGAAGCAUGUGCGCUUCGAGGUAAGGGACCGCUUUGCCAUCUUUGCCGGCCCUGACCUGCGCAACAUGGACAACCUGUACACGAGGCUGGAGAGCGCCAAGGGCCUCAAGGAGUUCUUCACCUUCACUGACCUGCGCAUGCGGUUGCUCCGCCCUGCGCUGGGCGGCACCUACGUGCAGCGGGAGAACCUCUACAAGUACUUCUACGCCAUCUCCAAUAUCUACAUCAUCGGCAGGUGCAAGUGCAACCUGCACGCCAACCUGUGCACAGUGCGAGAGGGCAGCCUGCAGUGUGAGUGUGAACAUAACACCACAGGCCCUGACUGUGGCAAGUGCAAGAAGAACUUCCGGACACGGGCCUGGCGAGCUGGCUCCUACCUGCCACUGCCCCACGGCUCUCCCAACGCCUGUGCCGCUGCGGGCUCCGCCUUUGGCAGGCAGACCAAGCCACCUGCUGUUGCCCCCCUUGGGGACAGCUCCUUCUGGCCCCAGGUGUCCAUCAGUGCAGAAGCUGUGGCUACCUCGGCUGCUGCCCCCUCCCAAGCCAAGGGCUCUACACUUUUCCAGCUCAAGCCCAGAUCUCCUCAAGUGAUACCCAUUGAAGAAUUUCAAGACUGUGAGUGCUAUGGCCACUCCAACCGCUGCAGCUACAUUGACUUCCUGAACGUGGUGACCUGCGUCAGCUGCAAACACAACACCCGAGGCCAGCACUGUCAGCACUGCCGCCUAGGCUACUACCGGAACGGCUCUGCCGAGCUGGACGACGAGAACGUCUGCAUUGAAUGUAACUGUAACCAGAUCGGCUCUGUGCACGACCGGUGCAACGAGACGGGCUUCUGCGAGUGCCGAGAGGGAGCGAUGGGACCCAAGUGCGAUGAUUGCCUCCCCACGCACUACUGGCGCCAGGGAUGCUACCGUGAGUAG
Messenger RNA from Cricetulus griseus (Chinese hamster), 3983 nucleotides. The record is from RefSeq and is a predicted model, not a curated record. Lineage: Eukaryota; Metazoa; Chordata; Mammalia; Rodentia; Cricetidae.